AUUGAAAAGAGGGUUAUGCAAUGCAUAUACACACCCUCAUAUUCAAUUCAAAGCCACCACCAUGAUGACUUUUUCCACUGUUACAACUACUUUCCAUCUCCUUCUCUCUCUAUUCACUUAGUUAGCAUGUCUGUUUCAGAAUCCAACAGACAAAAUACAAUGACUUCCACUGUCUUUAAGGUUGCUGUGUUGGGUGGUGGAAUUUCAGGAGCAGUGUGUGCAUCAACUCUUGCUAGAAAUGGUGUUUCUGUUACACUCUUUGAGUCUGCUAGAGGCCCUGGUGGACGCAUGUCCCAAAGAAGAGAGAAAACUGAAGAUGGCAAAGAGCUGCAUUUCGACCACGGUGCUCCGUUUUUCUCUGUUAGCAAGCCUGAAGUGGCUCGUCUAGUUCAAGAAUGGGAGUCGAGGGGUCUCGUAGCUGAAUGGAGAGAAAAGUUUGGUUCAUUUGAUAUUCAAACCCUUAAAUUUGACAACAUAGAGCAGGAAGGACUAAGCAAGAGAUUUGUGGGUGUUCCAGGCAUGAAUUCUAUAUGCAAAGCAUUAUGCAACGAGAGUGGUGUGGAAAGCAAGUUUGGUGUGGGUAUUGGAAGAGUUGAAUGGUUGGAUGAUGAGAAAUUGUGGUCAUUGAUAGGUGUGGAUGGACAAAAUCUUGGUCAGUUUAAAGGACUUGUUGCAUCAGAUAAGAACAUAGUUUCUACUAGGAUUGCAGAUGUCACAGGACGGUUGCCACCACUUGAUUUAAAGUUGUUGCCUGAGUUGUCAGAAAAGUUGCACAAUCUUCCUGUUAGGCCAUGUUUCGCAGUUAUGCUGGCAUUUGCAGAGCCUCUGUCAACGAUUCCAGUUAAAGGCUUCUCAAUUAAAAAUUCUAAAGUUCUAAGUUGGGCUUACUGUGAUAGCAGGAAGCCAGGCCGUUCUACUACAAGUGAAAGAUGGGUUCUUCAUUCAACAGCAGAAUAUGCAGAGAGUAUAAUUGCUCAAACGGGACUCAAGAAACCCUCAGACGUUACAUUGAAUAAAGUGGCUGAAGAGCUUUUCCAAGAAUUUCAAAGGACAGGGACUAAAAUAUCACAGCCUUUUUUCAAGAAAGCCCAUAGAUGGGGAAGCGCAUUUCCAGCUGCUAGUAUUGCCCAAGAGGAAAAAUGUCUCUGGGACAGAAACAAGAGACUAGCCAUUUGUGGUGACUUCUGUGUUAGUCCCAAUGUUGAAGGUGCCAUAGACAGUGGAUUGGCAGCAGCUUUAAGGCUUAAAGAUAUUAGUUCCAGCUGUUUAUAGUUGAAAGAUUGAAGCCUUGGAACAUUAUCUUUUCUACUUCUCCAAACUUGGGUGUGAAUUUAAUCUGGUUUACUUUUUCCUGAGAAAACUUGUUUAAUAUUUUUUCAAGACAUGGUUGUAUUAUACUAAAUUACGGUGGACCAAAAGCUACAUAUUGGAGGUUCUAAAAAUUACGGUGGGAGAACUAUAAAUUCACGGCGGCGAUUGCUCACGGCUCAACCAAGGCUAGUCUACUAUAGCUAUGAAUUUGUGAUCAUGAUAUUGUUGAAAAUGCAAGUCUUGAGUUAAGUGAUGACAAUGUAUGUGUAAAGAUUUGCACACUCGCUGUCUUAAGGUUUCAUUAUUAUGCUGUCUAAUAUGAUUUGUUUGGUUUGUAAUGACUUAUCUCAUUUGGUACUAAUUAGUUAUGUUUUAUUGGAC
Messenger RNA from Medicago truncatula (barrel medic), 1692 nucleotides. RefSeq names its product renalase. The transcript is spliced from 9 exons. NCBI's taxonomy places the organism in Eukaryota, Viridiplantae, Streptophyta, Magnoliopsida, Fabales, Fabaceae. Gene Ontology annotation, molecular function: oxidoreductase activity. The record is from RefSeq and is a predicted model, not a curated record. The coding region runs from base 16 to 1272 and encodes 418 amino acids.